Messenger RNA from Drosophila busckii, 535 nucleotides. Its product is annotated as UPF0235 protein C15orf40 homolog. NCBI's taxonomy places the organism in Eukaryota, Metazoa, Arthropoda, Insecta, Diptera, Drosophilidae. The record is from RefSeq and is a predicted model, not a curated record. The transcript has a single exon. Gene Ontology annotation, cellular component: cytoplasm.
AAAUGAAAUCAGCUGUUUGCAAAGAUUGUUGAGUUAAAAUGGCAUAGAAAUUAGUUUUGUAUUAUUAUUUAAAGUUCUGGACAUUAAUUUGUGACUGAUAUGCGACGCAUUUUUACAUGCGCCAAUUUACAAAUUAUGUCGAAAAAUAAAGGAAAAGGUAAAGCGGAGAAAAACAACAGCGCUACCGCAACGCCGGCUUUGCCGUUGACACGCCUGUGACUGGAAAAACGCCACAUAGCGAUUAAAAUUCUGGCCAAGCCGGGUAGCAAGCAAAACGGCAUUACGGACAUUGGAGCUGAAGGAGUUGGCGUACAAAUAGCGGCGCCUCCUAGUGAAGGUGAAGCCAAUGCAGAACUAGUGAAAUUUCUGUCAAAAGUGCUGGGGCUGCGAAAAAGUGAUGUUUCCUUAGACAAAGGAUCACGUUCCCGCAACAAAAUAAUACUCAUAAGCAAAGGGGUGUCCAACGUGGACACCAUCAACGAGAUGCUUCGCAAGGAGUGCGAUUCAUAGCCCUAAAUAUUUAUUUAAACAAAAA